CCGGGCCAAGCGAAACAAUUCCCACGAAUGUCAAGGCCGACGAAGCGAAAAUGCUCGCAAAUUGACCUCCGUCUGGCGCAGUCUUGCCUGGUGGCGUCUCACGAGCUGGCAGCCGGCCCGCAGGCGUAUCGCGCUCGCAGUGGGGUGGGCCCGCACAAUGCACAUCUCGAUACGCCAGCAGCUUGCAGCGCUCCUUGUGCUGUCGUCCGUACUUGGUCUCGCAAUUCUCGCCAUUGCAACAUGGGUGGUGAACCACUCUUUCGUACUGGGUGUUGCAUCCUCGCGACUGCGCACCUCUGUGUCCCUCAAGGCUGCUCAGAUCGCAUUUAACCUGGAGCUGAUGCAAACUGCUGGCACUUUCAUCACCACCAGAGCUGUGCUUCAGCAUGCGCUGUCUCGGUACAAUAAUGGAUCGAGUACAGACGAAGAAAACUGGACCCUGGCGAAAGCGGAUCUCGAAGCAACGUUGGGAAACGUUGGUCCGCUGACGAGUGCCUUGAUAUUACAAGCUGGAGUCUACUCGAGAAAUACCAGCGGGCCAGCAGGUUCAGGAAUGGUACUGAAUGGCACGGGUAUUGGAGCCAAUACCAUUGCACUACCCUGGAGGGACGCCGAUGGCAGUCAAGCAUAUCUCGGGAAGGGCUAUGCCGGCUACCCACCAGCACUUUAUCCAAACAUCACCAUCUCAACUGUCGAUGUUGAUGGAGUUACCGAGUUCACUGCAGAGUACAGCCAAAAGUCUCUCGGCAUUGACUCUACUCUCAUCCUCGGCCCGCUGAUGGUCAACGCCACAUUCUCUAUGCUAUCCAUUACCCUACCAAUUGUCAACAACACGUCGGCCACGGAUGUGCUUGGCUGGGUUACUGUAGUGACUGAUGCCCGCCUCAUUCAGGUGGUCCAGCAAGACCAGCGCGGCAUCGGGUCGACUGGCUUGACCCUUUUGAUCGGGCCUACGAAUACCACGAAUCAAUUUGCUCCUGGUAUAAUAGGAAACGACUCGGCUGCUCAUGAUGUCGAAGUUCAGUACAUCAUCCCUCUCAACAGCACUGCUGCCAACCGUCACCCUCGGCAUGUAAGAGGGACAUCAAAUGCGCCCUUUCCUGCGAGAGCCUACCCUGGGGUCGAAGCCGCAAUUGUGGAGAAUACACGUGGGGUGGAUGAUGUUGGCAGUAUGAUGAAGACUCACAAUGAAGCAGAUAAGAGAGUCUCUGUCGGCUAUUCUGUACCUCCUACGAAUCUCGUUGAUUGGGUUGUAGUGGUUGAGCAAGCCCGGAGUGAGGUGUGGAAACCCAUCGACACCCUGCGCACGAUUAUCUUGUCUUGUCUAUUUGGCGUCGUUGGCUUCUGGAUUCUUCUCUCUUUCCCAAUAGCGUACUGGGCAGUGCUACCCAUCACUCGUCUGCGUGCAGCUACGGAGCAGACUGUCAACCCUCCUCGUUGUGAUAACAAUAGCCCAGGCUAUUCCGACGACGUAACGAUACUGAACAGUUGCGAGAAAUCGACAUCAUCAGCCAAGUCUGACCGCAAGACUUCUGACCGCAAGACGCCUGUCGGCUUUGUUGAGAGGAUCGCGCGAUGGCGAGGCCAACGCCGCGGCGGCUUACGCAUCGAGGAGCGAGAAUGCGACAGUUUCCGCAUUCCAGGGAAAGUGUCUGUGAAGAAACCGUGGAUUAAAGACGAAAUGACUGAUCUGAUUCAUACAUUCAACGAAAUGUCCGACGAGCUCUAUGUCCAGUACACGAGACUUGAGGAGAGAGUGCGUCAGCGGACCAUCGAGCUGGAGCAUAGCAAAAAGGCAGCUGAAGCGGCAAACGAGAGCAAGACGAUAUUUGUUGCCAAUGUCAGUCACGAACUGAAGACACCUCUUAAUGGAAUUCUCGGAAUGUGCGCCGUCUGCAUGGAGGAAGAAGAUCCUUCCCGACUGAAACAGUCGCUAGCCAUCAUUUACAAGAGCGGCGACCUACUGCUACGAACUCUUUCCGAUCUUCUUACGUUCAGCACAAACCAGGUCGGACAUCAAGUUCUUAAACUUGACGAAAAGGAGUUCUUCUUGCGCGACCUUGAAUCUCAAGUAUUCGCAAUCUUCCUCGAACAAGCUAAAGAUCGUGCCAUUCAACUCGGCGUGGUCUUUGAAGAGCCGCCAGCAGUAAUGGUGGAUCUCAAGGACAACAAUCUUCGAAAUACCCCUUUCUGGGGGGAUAUCCAUCGACUGUUACAAGUGGUCAUCAAUCUGACUUCCAACGCGCUUAAAUUUACGCCCGCAAUGGGCAGCGUUACGGUCACAAUCAGAGCGUUGACCGAACUACCGCCAAGACGUACCUCUCGCGCCAGUCGACUUGACCGGGCGGGCUCUGAGCAAAAUCGGCGCCAUACCCAGGUGAUGGAAGAUGGAAGCGAAGCAGGGACUGCCAAUUUCAUCAACCCACGGGAGACAUCUCAAGUGCAAGACCGUCUCGCUGAGCGAGCAAGAUCACCUCCACCUGGGGAAGAGAUAUUCAUCGAAUUUGAGGUGACCGAUACUGGUCCUGGCAUUGCUGAGGAAUUGCAACAGCAGAUUUUCGAGCCCUUUGUCCAAGGCGAUGCUGGAUUGAGCAGGAAACACAGCGGCACUGGGCUUGGUCUGAGCAUAUGCACCCAGCUGGUGCAUCUGAUGCGCGGUAGCAUUAAGCUGAAGAGCACCGUCGGGCAGGGCAGUAUAUUCACUGUGAAGCUACCACUACGACGCCUCACGCAAGAGAGCGAUCGGAUGUCCAGGGACGUCACAGCUUCGCAAAGAUCUUCCAUUGCCAUCAUUCGUGAGGAACCCCAGAGAUCUGUGAAUGUCUCUGUCAAAAGUCCUGGCCAAGCUCUCAUCACGGACCAGACGCAGCAUGAGAUUUCUACUGUGACUGUGCACAAGCCACUUCCGUCUGUGGUCUCCGUUACAGGUGAUGAUCCAUCGGCACGGGUUGCUGCGAUCAAAAAAGCAGCCAAAGACACAAAGAUCGCGAAAGAGGCACGACAAGACUUUGGCGCCAUCCGGGUUCUUGUGGCAGAGGACAACAAAGUGAAUCAGGAAGUCAUCCGGCGGAUGUUGAAGCUGGAGAACAUUCUUGAUGUGACAAUAGCCGAGAAUGGCGAGCAAGCAUUAAACCUUGUGAAACGCACUUCUUUGCCGGAAUCAGGAACGUCCACCCCUCCAUUUGAUCUCAUCUUCAUGGACAUCCAAAUGCCCACGAUGGAUGGUCUCACCUCGGCAAAGCUCAUCAGGCAACACGGCUUCACCAAGCCUAUUGUGGCGCUGACCGCUUUCGCCGAGCAGAGCAACGUCGAAGACUGUUUAGAGAGCGGCAUGGAUUAUUUUCUCGCGAAACCUAUCAAGAGACCGCAGUUGAAGAAGGUUUUGUCGGAAUAUUGCACUCCUAGCCCUGAGCCUUUGGAUAAGACGAAGAGUGCGCCGGCCUUAUCGUCAACCACCGACCAGACGAAUGGAGAUGCGGCACAGCAUAAUAAUAAUGAAGAAUCCAGGCCGGUCGAGCCUUCGUAAUGUGGAAAGUCAUCAUGAGAUCUGCGCAUGGUUGUUGUAUUGAAUGCUAUUUUGCCGUCUUUUUAGCGAAGGAGUUUCGGUGUUCAAAAGACCCUCGGGAAAGGAAAGAGUUGUCGUUGGCAAGGUCAUAUGGUGGGUGCAGGGUAUAUAGGUACAACAGGACCAAAGAUUUGUCCUUGAUUUGUGGGAACAUAGGGCUUUGAUUUCUUGGGGCUGCGCUAGAUAUAUCCAGGGCAGAUGUUGUAUUAUAUCUUAAUUGUCUUG
Messenger RNA from Pseudocercospora fijiensis CIRAD86, 3790 nucleotides. RefSeq lists its product as uncharacterized. Gene Ontology annotation, molecular function: phosphorelay sensor kinase activity; histidine phosphotransfer kinase activity. The coding region runs from base 158 to 3526 and encodes 1122 amino acids. The transcript has a single exon. The record is from RefSeq and is a predicted model, not a curated record. Gene Ontology annotation, biological process: protein autophosphorylation; phosphorelay signal transduction system. Lineage: Eukaryota; Fungi; Ascomycota; Dothideomycetes; Mycosphaerellales; Mycosphaerellaceae.